Molecule: messenger RNA, 1250 nt
Organism: Williopsis jadinii
Lineage: Eukaryota; Fungi; Ascomycota; Saccharomycetes; Phaffomycetales; Wickerhamomycetaceae
Exons: 1
Coding region: 47-1189 (380 amino acids)
Source: RefSeq, a predicted model, not a curated record
CUUCAACAAGGGGGCUCGGUACUGUGAAGCUUAAGAGGAUUCAGAGAUGGCCAGUGAACAGGCAGUGCUGCGUAGAUUGAGUAACCAGGAGAACGAAUCACCAUGCGCUCACCAAAAGCCGAAGGAUCAAAGCCUUGAGAAGCUGUUGGUAGCUCAGAUUGCCCUAACCCGGGAGGCAGAGGCAGAACAAGAGAGAUUAGAACAUGGUCUCUUGUUGAAAGAACAACAGAUGUGUGAGCUUCAAGCCAGCUUGAAGAAUGCUAACCAGUUCAAUAAGCAAUUGUCGAAGAAGAUCAGAAGCGAAACAGAUACUUUCGAGCAGGAACUAAUCAAGUGGCAGCAGGCUGAAAAGACAUGGAAACAGCGUCUAAGGGCUUCAGACCAUCAGAUCUUGGAGCUUGAGGAGACCUUGAGGUAUAAAGAAGAGAUUAUCUCGUCGCUUGAUGGGCAGUUGGAAAGAGCACUUGCCGAGUUAUCUGAAAAGAACAAAGAACUGGAGCUGUCUACUCAAAAUGUCAACAUGACAUUCUCCGAUUCGGAGGACGGAGAGGAUCAACUGCUGGAUGAUUCAUCAGAGUCUGAGGCUUUCAACUCAGAUGCAGAUGAAUUGUUCAAUUUCCUGGAUGGCGUUGAAGAAGAUCACGAGGAAGAGGAGGACUUAGAUCACCGCGAAGUCCCAAGGUCUUCCCUCACGUCUGAAUUGAAUUCACAGUUAAAUGAAAAGGACAAGACCAUUCAAAAACUCCAGUUUGAGAUUCGUUCCUUAAAGAACGAAAAGAGCCAGCUUUACACCUAUGUCAACAAAUUGCUCCGCAACAAGCCACAUCCAGGACAGAAUGACGUCUUAAAGGAUAAACUCGUAAAGAGAAAGAUAUUGAGAAGUGCAUCUUCAACGUAUCAGCCACACACAAGAAAUAAGCCAAUCACCAGUGGGCUCAUCGGUAAGAGAAUAGUGUCAAAUAUUGUGACUUUCAAGAGCUACACCUACAAAAGACCUGCAUUGGAAGUUCAUAACAACAGUGAUGAUGAGGAAGAAGAGGAAGAGGCAAUCGAAUUGGAGAGGAGAUUGCUACAGCUCACUAAGAUGAAACCUUUUGCCUGGAAGACAGUCAACAGUAUGAGCCCACUACAGUCAAUCUUAUACACGGUUAAGCACACUGGGAAAGAUAUUGAUCUCGAUGUUGACUGAGAUGAGUUGGCGUGUAUAACAGUUGUAUAGCUAAUAUUACGUAAUCACAAAACACCACUUU